Plasmodium falciparum 3D7 is the source of this 1149-nucleotide messenger RNA. It is a transcript of the gene DDI1, whose product is annotated as DNA damage-inducible protein 1. Gene Ontology annotation, molecular function: aspartic-type endopeptidase activity. Gene Ontology annotation, biological process: proteolysis. The record is from RefSeq and is a predicted model, not a curated record. Lineage: Eukaryota; Apicomplexa; Aconoidasida; Haemosporida; Plasmodiidae.
AUGGUUUUUAUUACAAUAUCAGACGAUAAUAAUAUAAUAACUAGUCUUGAUGUUCAUGAGGAUACAGAAAUUUGGACGAUAACAAAUAUUAUUGAAAAUGAUUUUUCUCUAAAUAUGAAUAUAAAUGAAUUAACAUAUAAUGGAAAUGCUGUGGAUAAAUUUGAUACGAUAAAAAAAUUAAAUAUAAAAGAAGGAGACUUAUUAUUUGUACGUAAAAAGAUUAGUGCUGAUAUAAUGAAUGAUAAUGUUAAUAAUAUGUCAGCUUUAAAUAAUAUUCUUUCCACAAAUAAUAAUGUUGGAAAUAUUGGAAAUAUUGGAAAUAAUUUAAAUAACGAAAACGUACAAAAUCUCUUAAAUAAUCCAGCUUUCAAAACAUUAUUAGAUCAAUUUAAAGUAUAUCAAGAAAAUGAAUAUAUUAAAAAAGAAUCUGAAAUUUUAUUGGAAAUGAAAAAUGAUAAAAGCAAAAUGGCAGUUUUGAAAUUACAAGAUGAACCUUUAUAUAAUGCUAUUUUUUCACAAAAUUUAGAGGAGAUAAAAAAAAUUGUAAAAGAGAAAUAUGAAACUGAAAAAAAAGAAAAAGAAAAAGAACAACAAAUGUAUGAAAAUGCUUUAAAAAAUCCUUUAUCAGAAGAUUCACAGAAAUUUAUAUAUGAAAAUAUAUAUAAAAAUGAAAUUAAUAAUAAUUUAGCUUUAGCUCAAGAACAUUUCCCUGAAGCCUUUGGUGUCGUUUUUAUGUUAUAUAUACCAGUAGAAAUUAAUAAAAACACAGUACAUGCAUUCGUAGAUUCUGGAGCACAAUCAAGCAUAAUGUCAAAAAAAUGUGCACAAAAAUGUAAUAUUCUAAGACUCAUGGAUAAAAGAUUUACAGGAAUAGCAAAGGGAGUAGGUACCAAAACUAUUCUAGGAAAAAUACAUAUGAUAGAUAUUAAAAUUGGGAAUUAUUUUUAUGCUGUAUCCUUAACUAUUAUUGAAGAUUAUGAUAUUGAUUUUAUAUUCGGAUUAGAUUUAUUAAAAAGACACCAAUGUUUAAUAGAUUUUAAGCAAAAUGCUCUAAUUAUCGAAGACAAUAAAAUACCUUUCUUAUCAGAAAAAGAUGUUAUAUCUAUUUCAACACAAAGUAUAGACAUUGAUGCAAACAAUGAUUUAUAA